AAAUCUAACCAAAAAUCUGAUAUGCAAGCACAAGCCUGUGCAAUUUUGUCGAUGAGAUCGCGAAGUAUUCUCAAUCUACUGUUUAAGAAUAAACUCCAUAUGGGUGUCAGUUUGGUCCCGUCCAUGAGAAAUCUAUGCACUCUUUUAAGUCUCCAAUCACGACAAUAGCCCCUAUUUAGGCUCGUUUACAAUCGAGAAAAAGAAAGAUAAUAUGAUUAUGGCGCCUGUGGUUGCAUCUUCAAUACAAUUCAUUGAGGCAGCGCUGUCCAAUGGCGGCGGCAGCCCUUUCGGCCUCGCAUACUCAGACCCCAAUCAGCGAUGGCUGAUCAGGAAGGACCUCCUCUCCCUCCUCCAGGAGUUCCCGUCCUUCUCCCUCUCCAUCGACACCUUCUUCCACAACGACGGCACUUCUACGAAGCUGCUCGUCGCCAGGGGCAGCUUGCCCAUCUCAGGGUUUUCAGCCCCAGCCGUCCCGGUCACCAUCUGGCUGCACGAGAACUACCCGACCGUAGGGCCCAUAGUGUUCGUGUUGGCCGAUCCAGGAUGUAAUAUCCACCCGGACCAUCCGUUUGUAGACUCGUCUUCGGGCCUCACCAGCACGCCGUACCUUAGCACAUGGUCCUAUCCCCGAUGCAGCCUCUCCGACCUGGCAAGAAACCUCGCGAAGUUGUUCUCGAAGGACCAUCCAUUCUGGAAUUCACAGCCAUCCUCGGGGUCCGCUGCCCACCCCACCCGUGCCUCGAAGACAGAAGCUCUGGACCGGCUCUCGGGUAUCAUCCACUACGAUAUAACGGUUCUAAGAUCGACAGUGGAUGAGGAAGUCCAGGAUCUACUAGGACUACAGGAGGAGCUCUGUGCACGAUGCGCUGCGACCUCUAGGAUCGUGCGCGAGCUCAAGUCUGAGAGGGCAGACUUGAAGGGAAAGGUGAGGGAACUGGAACGGGAAGCAGGCAGGAUAUACGAGUGGCAAGACAGUCUCAACCUCGAGCCAGCAUUUACCGGUUCGGCACGCAGGGAUACUGAGGACGUGAUUGAUAGCGUAUUUGAAGUCGACGGUGAGAAAUCAAGGCUGAUAUUGGAUUGUCUGGCAAGUGAGAGGGCCAUUGAGGACACAAUAUAUGCAUUAGACAAGGCAAUUGAGAUUGGGGCAGUGCGCUUUGAGACAUACAUUAAGCAAGUCAGGGUUUUGGCAAGGGAGCAAUUCCAGUGCAUAGACAUGAGGAUGAAACAUCAUGAGGAAAUUACUUCUCAUGGACAUGCUCCUCUUUCCUGAUAAAGGUCUCAUCAAAUUAAUAUUGGCCCCCUCUUAUUGUGCUUUUAUUUUUAUUUUUUUCCAGUGGUUUUUUGAAGGCUGGUGAUCCAACUUGAUGCACCUCCUAUAGUAUACACAACUGCCCUUCGGUAACAAAGCCAAUAUGGUUAUGUCUACUAUCCCACGCAGUUUUCCUUUUUCCUUUUUCCUUUUUCUUUUUGUAUAUUAUUUGAAAGAUUAUGGAGUAUAUCUAGUUCCUGUA
This is a messenger RNA of Punica granatum (pomegranate), 1514 nucleotides long. NCBI's taxonomy places the organism in Eukaryota, Viridiplantae, Streptophyta, Magnoliopsida, Myrtales, Lythraceae. The record is from RefSeq and is a predicted model, not a curated record.